Cylicocyclus nassatus is the source of this 408-nucleotide messenger RNA. NCBI's taxonomy places the organism in Eukaryota, Metazoa, Nematoda, Chromadorea, Rhabditida, Strongylidae. The record is from the annotation of a GenBank genome assembly.
AUGGCAUAUGUGUCGUGCGUAAAGCAAGCACUUGGUGCGACGAGAUUAUGGCCAGGAAAGCUCAGAAUCUAUAGGCGGGCACAUGGUUGGGUACGCGACGGAUUCUACACGACCGAUAAGUGGUGCGACUAUGAUUUCAUGUUACACGGAUGGAAACUUCAGACCGUAGGUGAUGAAGGAUGGGAGAGUCCCUUCAGGAAGAAUCUUGAUCCCUCAAAAUGUGGAAAGGGCACAGAAGGCUGGAACUGGAUAUCCACAAAGCAUGUCAAUGCCACUGUAAUCAAAAACGAGCUCGCUUCUUACGAGAAGUACGCUGGCGAUACAUUCCCAAAUGCAGCAAAACGUCUUAUGUAUAUCGCUAUGCCGGACGUUGGCAAAUGCUAUCCAAACUGUGACAAGAACUUAUAA